AUGGUUUCCUUCCAGGCAUUGCCGCAGGAGCUAAAGAACCAAGUACUGCAGUUCUACUUGGAUGAUCUCAAAGCCCAAGCCCGCCAGACGACUGCAGAAGCUUCAAAAGAGAGCUCCAGGUUCCUGCAACUGAGGAGUGUUUGCCGAUCGCUGUGCGCCACAAUCAACCGCCUCCUCCCUCUUUCCGAUGAAUUCCAAGUGUUGGCCGACAAAUGCGUCCCAUUGGCCAGAUUGCAAUUGCUCCUCCUGGUUCGAAAAGGAUCCGCAAAUGAACACCUACUCGUUACUGCAAUCCGCGAGGCGAGCGAGCUGGUCAUCGCAGCGAAGGGGAACAAGGCGCCCACGCAACAAGGACGGGAGGAUACCUGGAGGACGGUGUGUUCCGGGGUCACUGAAGCUCUCCUUUCCCGCCCCCUCUCCUCUGUCAGUCUGCGCAACCAAAGCGACAAUACGGAGUGGAUGCCCUUUCUGAAACUCCAAUCAGACAGGGAAAGACGCAAGUUUUACAGCACAACGGCCCUAAACCCUGAAGCUGGGAUAGGCUCUGCCGCCAAGCGUGUGUACGAGCUUGUGAUCCUCACCGCGGCGAGGAGAGGGAACUUGGAAAAGGUCCGCGCCCUCCUUAAGGUGCAUAAUGUCGACGACCUUAGUGAUUCAGCUCUAGACCGGCACGGCAACAGUAUCCAUCACUGCGCAGCUGCCUCGGGAGAUGCUGAUCUUUUCCUCUACUGCUUUGUGCAUUUCAAAAAUGCCUGGAAGGAAAACAAGCGCGGCCUGACGCCAAUGGCCAUGGCCGCUAACCUAGGGCGGAUAGAGCUCGUUGAGGAAGUCUGUCGCCGGUACAGUAGUACGGGAAUCAUACCGCCUGACCGGCGUAACCCAACGAAGUUGUGUGGGCCCGUAGAGAUCAAGGAUAUGAUGGAUGCUGCUGCCGCUGGAGGUCAAACUGCCGUCUUAGAGUAUCUUAAGAGGUACAUAUACUGA
Molecule: messenger RNA, 984 nt
Organism: Aspergillus mulundensis
Lineage: Eukaryota; Fungi; Ascomycota; Eurotiomycetes; Eurotiales; Aspergillaceae
Exons: 3
Coding region: 1-984 (327 amino acids)
Source: RefSeq, a predicted model, not a curated record